Messenger RNA from Lecanosticta acicola, 1463 nucleotides. The record is from the annotation of a GenBank genome assembly. Lineage: Eukaryota; Fungi; Ascomycota; Dothideomycetes; Mycosphaerellales; Mycosphaerellaceae.
AUGCACCCCGUGUUCUGGAAAGCACUUUGCGCCGUGCUUCUCCUCUGCGUCCUUGUGCAGCAGUUCGGUUCGCAGUCCAAGACACUGCUUCGCGACCAUGUCUUUGAGUCGUCACACGAUCCGUCAUACACGCCAAGUGAAGCGUACGAACCAAAGGAAUUCAACCAUCACAACGAAACAGGUCUGGAAACACCGCACUCAGAUGGCUGGAGCUACAACUGGGAACGAGACCGAGACAACCACGGACUCUCGGCAGAACAAUGCGACAUAGCAUUCCCAGAACUCUACUAUGAAAUAGAUAGGGCAGUUCACCAGUGGCAGGACAAGAAGAUCACGCCUUCAAUGCUUGACGUGCACAGCAUCAACGACGGUACUGUGCGGGUACUGCUCGUCGACCAACAAAUCCGCAUUCUGCAGACCAGAGGGAUGAAGAGGAAUGACUUUCGAGCACGCAUAACAUCUGUGCUCCACCAAGUUUUCCGUGCCAUCACCGCAGUGGAAGGUGUUGACCAACCUAUGCCCGACAUGGAAUUCACUGUUAUUGUGGACGACCAUGUAGUCUUUGCUGCUGAACCGCAACCCUUCUGGGGCUUUACGAGGAAGUUUUCCCAACCGCGACAUGACAACAUCUGGAUCAUGCCUGAUUUCCACUUCUGGGCGGUCAGUCUUCUCCGGGUGUCGGUGAAAUGUGAGAUGUGCUGACAGCUUUGCAGGCGCCUCCUGAGGCUGAUGCAUUCCGGAUUCAACAGUCGAAAUGCCGUCAACACGAUGCUCCGCUUGAGCGCAAAAUACCGAAGGUUGUCUGGCGAGGUGUCGAGUGGACGAAUCCUGAGGUGAGAAAGCCACUGAUUGAGGCUACGCAAGGCCAGCAGUGGGCAGAUGUCGUGGCUAUGCAUUGGGACAAAGGGGACGCCAUAAUGCCUAUGGAUGCGUUCUGCAAGUUCCGAUACAUGGUGAACACUGAGGGCCGGGCGUGGUCAGCACGCAUGACGCACCUCUUGAACUGUGACUCCCUCCUGUUCGUUCACGACGUGGAAUGGAUAGCGCACUACUACCACUUACUCGACACCGGAUCGAACUGCGUGCGAGUAGAAAGAGACUUCUCUGAUUUGGGCGAGAAGGUGCUCUACUUCAACGACCACACGGAAGAAGCACAAGCCGUCGCCGACGCACAGCGAAAGACCUUCCGGGAAAGAUAUACCACACCCGCUGCGAGCGCGUGCUACUGGCGGAAGAUGAUGCGAGCGUGGGCCGCGGCUUCGUUUGAGCCGACGACGAAGGUUGUCAUGAAGCAAAAGGAUAAAUUACAGUCAGCAGAGAGACUGAGGGGAAUAUCUUUGGAGGAGUUCCUGAACCACGAUAAUACGAGAGAUUAUGGGGAUGAUGAGAAAUUGAAUAUGCUGCACCACAAUGAGCAGGAGUGGGUUGAGAAGGGGAAGGAACACGAGGAUAAGCAUCCUUGA